This is a messenger RNA of Fibroporia radiculosa, 708 nucleotides long. RefSeq lists its product as uncharacterized. The transcript has a single exon. Lineage: Eukaryota; Fungi; Basidiomycota; Agaricomycetes; Polyporales; Fibroporiaceae. The record is from RefSeq and is a predicted model, not a curated record. The coding region runs from base 1 to 708 and encodes 235 amino acids.
AUGAGACAAGCCGGCGUCGGGAGGAGGGGAGAGGGGGGCGGCGACAGGGACUUGGGCUUGGGGGAGGGAGGACGAGCGAGUGGCGGCUCCAGUUUUGAUUCUUUUGCAGCCCCUUAUCCCAUUUCCGACGUCAUUAUUCGAUAUCCCAUAUAUGGCAUCUCUCACGUGCCCCGCUUAUCACCUUUCCUUUUCAGGCCGCCCGCCCCUGCCUGCGCCCGCCUGCUCGGUCCCGCCCCGCCCCGCGCGGCGCGAUGGGUCACACGUUCUUGCCACGGCAUCUGGCCUCCUCCACUGUCGCCUCCACCGUCUCCUCGUUGGUCUCCCGAGCCCCAGCUUGCGCUUGCGGGAGUUUUUUUCUUCCACUGCUUCCUAUUCGAACAGACGAGCUCCACUCGCGAGCCCAAUCACCACGUUCUCGCCCUUGCUCCAUCAUUUCCUAUCGCAUCCUCCAUCCCAUUCACUUGCCCAGGCCCGAUACCCGACGACGAGAUGAGGCGCCCUCAGAUCAGCCCAGCGCGCAUCGCACCGCCUCGCCUUGCCUCGCGCCCGCGUCUCGAUCUCCCCAACGACACCACAAAUCUAUCCCAACCCAAUUUCGCCCGGUCCUACUGCUCCCUCCGACGUUCCGCCCGCACAUCCAUCCGCCAGACUGUUUCCGUUCCCACCGCCCGGUCUCUAGCCUGCGACGAGCAGCACUAUGAUGACUAG